Molecule: messenger RNA, 1866 nt
Organism: Balaenoptera ricei (Rice's whale)
Lineage: Eukaryota; Metazoa; Chordata; Mammalia; Artiodactyla; Balaenopteridae
Gene: GAB3
Product: GRB2 associated binding protein 3
Exons: 11
Coding region: 1-1866 (621 amino acids)
Source: RefSeq, a predicted model, not a curated record
AUGAGCGCGGGCGACGCCGUGUGCACGGGCUGGCUCGUCAAGUCGCCCCCCGAGAGGAAGCUGCAGCGCUACGCCUGGCGCAGGCGCUGGUUCGUGCUGCGGCGGGGCCGCCUGAGCGGUGACCGCGACGUCCUGGAGUACUACCGCAGCCAGCGCGCCCGCAAGCCCAUCCGCGCCAUCGACCUCAGCGAGUGCGCCGUCUGGAAGCACGUGGGCCCGGGCUUCCUUCGUAAGGAAUUCCAGAACCAUUUCGUGUUCGUUGUCAAGACUGCAUCUCGCACGUUCUAUCUGGUGGCCAAGACGGAGGAGGAAAUGCAGGUGUGGGUGCACAGCAUCAGUCAGGUGUGCAACCUCGGCCACCUGGAUGACAUAGCAGAUUCUGUGGAGAGCGGCUCUCGCGCGCCUUUCUGCGUGCAGCCCUCCGCCGCCAGCUCCCUUCACACCGCCCCUGCUGUCAGCUCCCUGCCAAGAGAUGACCCGAGCACUAGUACGGUAGCCACUGAGAAAACCGGAAGUGAGUCAGGGUUUCUCUUCCUUCCUGAUUAUCUGAUUCUGUCCAACUGCGAGACGGGAAGACUGCACCACGCCAGUCUCCCCACCAGAUGUGACAGCUGGUCAAACUCGGAGCGCUCCCUGGAACAGGUGUCCUUCGACGACGUUUUUGUGGACGGCCCGCAGCCACUGCCCUCCGGGAACCUGGCCUGCCCCUCACGCCCUGGGAACAAUUCUCAAGAGGCCCCUUCCACGAGGCCCCAGGCUGCCCUGAUCUGGACAAGAGAUGUCAAUGGCCCGUCCAGGGACCACUUUUCUUUACCAGUGCUGGAAACUUCCUUAAAUUCCACCGUCCAGGGAGAUCAAAACCAAGCUUCCUUGCCCUAUGGGGUAAAAGGACUAGAUGUUAUGUCCAACACGCCACCUCCCCGCCCCCCUAAGCCGAGCCAUCUCUCUGAACGGCGCCACGAGGAGCAGCUCCCGUGUGGUGGGCCCGGUGGCAUCAAGAAGCCAGAAGGCGCUGUGGUACCGAGAAGAAUCUCUCUCUCCGGUUUAGAUAACAUGAGAACCUGGAAAGGUGAUGUAGAAGGCCAAUCUUUAAGACACCGAGAUAAGCGGCUAAGUUUAAAUUUGCCGUGCAGGUUCUUCCCAAUGUCCCCUCCGGCUUCCACCAGCACUGAGGACAGCUACGUGCCCAUGGGCCCCCAGGCCAUCGCCUCUGCUCUCGGACCCCACUGCAGCCCUGACGACUAUAUCCCAAUGAGCUCAGGAAGCAUCUCCAGCCCAUUGCCUGAGCUCCCGGCAGACCUGGAGCCUCCCCCCGUGAAUAGAGAUCUCAAGCCUCAGAGGAAACCACGGUCACCUCCCCUGGACCUGAAAAGCCUCUCAACCAUCCGGGAACACACGUCUCUCACCAGAACCCGCACUGUGCCUUGCAAUCGAACCAGCUUUCUCUCUCCAGAAAGAAAUGGUAUUAAUUCUGCAAGAUUUUUUGCCAAUUCUGUUUCCAGAGAAGAGGAACAAAGCUACAUGCAAAUGGAGGAGCACGGAGAAGCCAACUUGCUGAGCAGUGGAGCCCUGACGUGGACGAGGAAAUUCAGCCUGGAUUAUUUAGCCCUGGACUUCAACUCAGCGUCACCAGCCCCUGUGCAGCAGAAACUCCUCUUCUCAGAGGAGCAGAGAGUAGACUACGUGCAAGUGGACGAGCAGAAGACGCAAGCUCUGCAGAGCACAAAGCAGGAGUGGACGGACGAGAGGCAGUCCAAAGCGGUGGGAGCCACCAAAGCAAAAGAGGCGUCAGAAAUCUUCUCCAGUGGAGCCUUUGACGUGCAGAUUGGAGCCAACGGGAUGACAUCUUUUGACUCCAGCGCCUGA